CCAGUUCAGCUUUUAAUACAGGCUUACCUGAUAGUGUAAUUGACAUAUUGAUAACAUUGCUUUACAUCUGCUGUCCCUGACAGUGAUCAUAUAUCCCACAGAGAGGGGAGCCGCUGUGCUGAGAUGGCUAUGGUAUGUCUCACAGACUUUGAGGAGUAUGCCAAGGAGCACCUCUCCAAGGCCACCUGGGAUUACUACGCAGCCGGAGCAGACGAGUGCUGCACGAGGGACGACAAUCUGCUGGCCUACAAAAGGUAGGUACCUCUCCCCGUCCUGUAAACUACAGGACACACAAUUCAAUAUCACAAAAAUCAACAACACACCUCAAACUGUAGUGCUAGGAAAAUCCAGUAACAAUGUGACUCAAAAUAAUCAAUUUGUCUCUGUCCCAGGAUCCGUCUGCGACCACGGAUUCUACGGGACGUGUCGGUGAGUGACACCAGGACCACGGUGCAGGGCACAGAGAUCAGCUUUCCUGUGGGCAUCGCCCCCACUGCCUUCCACUGCCUGGCCUGGCAUGAGGGCGAAAUAGCCACUGCCAGGGGUGAGCACUAGGAGGGGGUUAACAGCUGUAGACGUUGAGCUCUGCAGGUCAAUAGCUUUGUUGUCACCGAGUAUCCUAGGGGUGGUCAACUCAAAAUCUCUCUCUCUCUCUCUCUCCUCAGGUACGGAGGCAGUGAACACCUGUUACAUCACCAGUACCUACUCCACCUGCUCUGUGGAGGAGAUUGUGGCUGCAGCGCCUAACGGCUACCGCUGGUUCCAGCUCUAUUUGUACCGGGACAGGAAGCUGUCUGAGUCGAUCGUUCACCGUGUGGAGGCCCUGGGCUACAAGGCCUUGGUCCUCACCGUCGACGUGCCUUACACUGGGAAGCGCCGCAACGAUAUACGCAACCAGUUCAAGCUCCCGCCUCACCUCAAGGUCAAGAACUUUGACGGGGUCAUCCAGGUAAUGGUAAAAUAAACAUAUAUUUAUUUAUUUAUUUUCUAGAUUAAAUAUUUUUAACAGUAAUGAUUUAACCGUAAAAUCAUAUUGGGACCGUUUAUUGGACAAAGAUUAAUCAUAAUUUUGGACUAAGAAGCACUUUCAAUGAAGAAUCUCUAUUGAACAUGCUUUUUAGUCCAGGACUAGGCUUAAUCUAUGUCCGGGAAACCGGCCCAUAGUGCGCAUCGUAGAGAGAAAGUAGCUGCUAUUGAAUUAUUUAAGAAAUCCAACGAAUGCAUUUCCCCUGAGGCGUCCUUCUGUGUGUAUAUGUUACUGUACUGUAUAUGUUACUGUACUGUAUAUGUUACUGUACUGUAUAUGUUACUGUACUGUAUAUGUUUGUGUACUGUAUAUGUUUGUGUACUGUAUAUGUUACUGUACUGUAUAUGUUACUGUACUGUAUAUGUUACUGUACUGUAUAUGGUACUGUAUAUGUUACUGUACUGUAUAUGUUUGUGUACUGUAUAUGUUUGUGUACUGUAUAUGUUACUGUACUGUAUAUGUUACUGUACUGUAUAUGUUACUGUACUGUAUAUGUUUGUGUACUGUAUUUUAUGUCUGUCUUGUCUGGGUGGGUGUCCCUCUGACACCACCUGUAGGAGGCUGCGAGUUCUGAGGAGUAUGGGAUCCCUGCCAACACCCUGGACCCCUCCAUCAGCUGGAAGGACGUGUACUGGCUGCAGUCUCUCACUCGCCUGCCCAUCAUCAUCAAGGGCAUCCUGACCAAGGAGGACGCUGAGCUGGCUGUGGAGCACGGCGUCCAGGGCAUCAUCGUGUCCAACCACGGAGGACGCCAGCUGGACGGAGGGCCCGCCACGGUAAGAACGGGGACAAAGUACACCACCUCAUACUCAUGUUCUCUCUAUUUCACUCUACAAUCAUCAAGCCAAACAAUAUUUAGUUAAUGAAAUGUUGAUAUUAAAGGACAGUUAAUUUGAGGACUCCUACUGUACAACAAUAGAGGUUGAGCUCUAGGGGAAGAUCUCAAUUGCAUACUCCUCGCAUCCUCUCCCCUUGUCUCCUUCUCAAAACCCAUUGGAUGAAAUGCCAGAGGUCCCUCCUCUCUGACCUUCUCCUCCAAUGGGUUUUGAGAAUGAGGCUAGGAGACUAGGAGAGAGGACACGAGGAGUAUGCAAUUGAGAUCUUCCCCUAGAGCUCAACCUCCAUUGUUGUACAGUAGGAAUCCUCAAAUUAACUGUCCUUUAUGUCAUGGCUAAGUAGGCUUCUCGUUCCUCAAUUCUGCUCUCUUCUCUACCUCCCUCUGCUCUCUCUAUCUACCACACAGAUAGAUGCCCUGUCUGAGAUCGUGGAUACGGUGCAGGGGCGUAUCGAGGUGUAUCUGGACGGGGGGAUUCGCACCGGUAGUGACGUGCUGAAGGCCGUGGCUCUGGGAGCCAAGUGUGUGUUCAUCGGGAGGCCAGCCGUGUGGGGCCUUGCCUAUAAAGUAACUAUUAACGUUGUGUGUCAUCGACCUAUUAAUUUAAGAUACUGAGAGUAACAAACUGUCUUGCUGCCUGUGUUUUCCCUCAGGGUGAGGAGGGGGUGAGGGAGGUACUACAGAUCCUCAAUGAUGAGUUCCGUCUGUCAAUGGCUCUGUCUGGUGAGUAAGGAACAAAAGUUCUUACAUACAAAUGAUGGAUCUUAAUUUGAGCCAGUUUGCUACAGCAGGAAAAGAAUCCUGCAGCAAUAGGACAUGUGAAUCAUUAUGUGGAUUAUAGGGGUUGAUCCAUUUUUCAUUAGAGGAAAUCAAGUCUGAAAUUUCGAAGUGGAAAUUACAAACUUUAGAAGCCUUUUUAAACCUCAAAUACACUACAAGUUUGUAUUUCCUGCUGUGCAGGAAAAUUCUUAGCAACAAAUUAAGAUUCUACAUCUGUAAUCAUAUUUUCUCCAGUCUGAGAUUAAAAACCCUUAGCUAUCAUUGCAUCAACCUCAUAACAAUGCAACACUAAUGUUUUGUUGGUCUUUCCUAUCUCAGGGUGCAGGAACGUGGCUGAGAUCAACAGGAACCUCAUCCAGUUCUCCAAACUGUGACUUGACAGCAGGGAUCGCCAGAACCAUCCAGACGACUAUGACGACGCAGCAAAACGGAGCUAUCUACUCAAUCAGUAUAACUUCUAACUAAACCGGAAUUUGGGACAACAAAAUGAAACCUCUCGUAUGAAUCAUAAUGAACUGAAACUGAAACUGAAAUCAAUAUAAUAAAUCCUCAACUUUAAUAGUUUAAUCCAAUUUGCCUGCCCAAUAACUGGACAUUUCAAUACAAGCAGCUUAUAUAUGAUAUAACCAGCAAAAUAUGGUCAUCAUUCAGCUGAGAUAUGUUGACAUGAUAUAGAUCAUGUCAUUUAACCUAUUCCUAACUCUCAAUGGCUGCAAGCCCAGUGUUAACCCAUCUAUGAGUGAGAGAGGCCUGAUUUUGUGUCUCUGAUG
Molecule: messenger RNA, 3412 nt
Organism: Coregonus sp. 'balchen'
Lineage: Eukaryota; Metazoa; Chordata; Actinopteri; Salmoniformes; Salmonidae
Source: the annotation of a GenBank genome assembly